GUAACAAAUGGAUUAAUCGAUAAAAGGGAAAAAUUGAAAAUAGAGAUUUGAUUUUAUUCACCACGAAGAAGAUGACGGAAGCUUGGAUUCGACCGCUAGUUGAAGCCAUACAUUCCAGUCCUACUCAGGCCGUCCUUUAUCUCUCCGGCGGCGCUUCUCAGGCGUUGGGCUGCUUGAUGUCAGUUCCUGGAGCUACAAAUACAGUUCUUGAAGCAGUGGUACCCUACUCUAGAAUGUCCAUGAUUCAAUUACUUGGAAAGAUUCCUACUCAUUAUUGUAGCCAACAAACUGCACAGGAAAUGGCUUUAUUGGCUUACAAUCGUGCUCUUAAGCUCUCUAGUCCUGGUUCUCCAGUUCUUGGUGUGGGUUUUACUGGUUCUCUAGCUAGCACACGUCCCAAGCUUGGUGACCACAGAUUUUACUUAUCAACAAGAACAUCUGACAGACUUUGGGUAUCUACAGUUACUUUGUCAAAGGGUUUGCGAAAUCGGGAGCAAGAAGAUGCAAUUUCAAGUCAUCUCUUACUCAAGGCUAUUGCAAAUGCAUGCAAAGUCCAGGCAACUUUUGUUUCUCAUCUGACUGAAUCUGAUGUGUCUGAUGAUUGUGAAGAACGAUUUACUGAAGAUGAAGAAUUGGAACAACUUAUAAAUGGGCAAAUAUGCUUUAAGGUCUAUCCAUUUUCCAAUGUGACACAUGCAUCGAAGGAGGAGAGAAAGAUAAUACUUUCUGGUUCUUUUAAUCCGUUGCAUGAGGGUCACCUGAAGCUCUUGGAAGUGGCUACUAGCAUCUGUGGCAAUGGAUAUCCAUGCUUUGAAAUCUCAGCAGUCAAUGCUGAUAAACCUCCACUAUCAGUAUCACAAAUCAAAGAUCGUGUCAAGCAAUUUGAAAAAUUUGGAAAGACGGUAAUUAUUUCCAAUCAACCUUUCUUUUAUAAGAAGGCUGAGCUUUUCCCUGGAAGUUCUUUUGUAAUUGGUGCAGACACAGCUGCUAGACUGAUUAAUCCAAAAUACUAUGAUGGGGACUACGGAAAGAUGAUAGAUAUACUAACUGGAUGCAAAAGAACAGGAUGCACAUUUCUUGUUGGUGGCCGAAAUGUAGAUGGUGUCUUUAAGGUUCUUGAAGACUUCAACGUUCCAGAAAUGUUAAAAGACAUGUUUAUCUCUAUACCAGCUGAACUGUUUCGGAUGGAUAUUUCCUCCACUGAGAUAAGAAAGAGUCAGGGAUGUUAAUAUGACACGCAGCAAAAUUUACCCUUCACAUGAUUCUUGUUGUCCUGGUAAAUAAUGAGAAAUUAUUGAGUGAUCCUGGUAUAUACACGCCUUCUCUUAUAAUCAUUUAGAACCCAUUUUCAAUAAAUUCAGAUAGAUCCUACAUGAUUAAGUGUGUCAGAUGUACUAUUUUUAUCAUUUGCGUCCAACAGGGGCAGUAAAUAAUUCCUUGUAAAGAGUAAAUAUGCAUUUCUGGAAAACCUCAUUUCAUUUCAUAUAUUACAUUUACAUGUAUGUUGUUCAAAA
Messenger RNA from Jatropha curcas, 1514 nucleotides. Its product is annotated as Nucleotidylyl transferase superfamily protein. Lineage: Eukaryota; Viridiplantae; Streptophyta; Magnoliopsida; Malpighiales; Euphorbiaceae. Gene Ontology annotation, molecular function: nicotinamide-nucleotide adenylyltransferase activity; ATP hydrolysis activity. The record is from RefSeq and is a predicted model, not a curated record. Gene Ontology annotation, cellular component: nucleus; cytoplasm.